Molecule: messenger RNA, 957 nt
Organism: Stereum hirsutum FP-91666 SS1
Lineage: Eukaryota; Fungi; Basidiomycota; Agaricomycetes; Russulales; Stereaceae
Exons: 8
Coding region: 222-872 (216 amino acids)
Molecular function (GO): acyltransferase activity, transferring groups other than amino-acyl groups
Source: RefSeq, a predicted model, not a curated record
AAAACUAUGCAGACUGAGGUAUCACGAAAAGGUGUCAUGGGGCAUGUGUGGCCACAUAACCAAGUGUUUGCGUGUUACAAACCCGUUUCGUUGGCGAAUGAUCCUACCAAUCCUGGUCCAAGCACAAGGCCGGAAACGCCGCACCCUUGCAGUCCCGACCGACCUGAGACGACAUAUAAUUCAGGACUUGACCAACGGCUGGACUCUGCCCUCGUUCGACCAUGCCCGCCAUCGUGAAACUGCUCGAGCAUCCGACCGAUAUCCAAAUCGUUGAAUGUGCCGCUCUUCUCUCGAAAGCGCUUGAGGGAGAUGUAACCAUCCGUGCCAUGACUGGCGGCCGGGAAGAGCUCGCUCCUGCUCUCUUCCGCGCAAUGCUCCGCGCUGGCUCGCUUGGAGGAAAAUUCCAUGUUGUUUCAGACGAGGUGUCCGGGCAGAUCACCACGGUGGCGAUCUCAUUUGCUCCUGGAGGCGGCUUAUUCGAUAGAGUAGACCAGCGCGAGGCUGGCUGGAAUGAUUUCUUUGCAUCAUUGUCUCACGAGACCCAAACAUGGUGGCGUACGACACUCGGUAAAGAUUACGCAGAUGCGAUUCAUGCGAUACUAGGCAAUCAUUACAACAAUCGUUGGCAGAUCAACGUCCUCGCCACACAUCCAGAGCGCCAACGGAAUGGUUAUGCCACGGCGGUCAUACAGGCUGUGUGCUCUCUGGCCGCAAAGGAUAAAACUGUACUUGCACUAACAACUCAGAACGAACGAAAUGCACAGUUCUACCAGCACCGAGGCUUUUCUAUUGUAGGAACGACAGAAGUCAAUGCACCGACUGGUCCGUGGACACAAUACGUCGUGCUUUGGGACCCGAACGUGCCUUCCUGACGAACGGCCGCAAUCUCGCAUUUUCUCCGGUAUAAAUCAUGUACAUUACAUGGUAUAUUACUACAUGCAAUAUAAAUAUCACGAG